This is a messenger RNA of Jaculus jaculus (lesser Egyptian jerboa), 3322 nucleotides long. RefSeq names its product OTU deubiquitinase 5 (gene Otud5). NCBI's taxonomy places the organism in Eukaryota, Metazoa, Chordata, Mammalia, Rodentia, Dipodidae. Gene Ontology annotation, molecular function: cysteine-type deubiquitinase activity; K63-linked deubiquitinase activity. Bases 680 to 2377 code for a protein of 565 amino acids. The transcript is spliced from 9 exons. The record is from RefSeq and is a predicted model, not a curated record. Gene Ontology annotation, biological process: protein deubiquitination.
AUGCUCUGGGAAUGUUGAUGUUUUCCAGUUAGUCCAGCUGACAGCGUUCCAAUCCGAAGCCUGGAGAGGCGGUGUUUUUAUUGUGGGAGACAGACCAUCCCAUCUUUUUGCAGUGACAACGUCUGCAAGUCGCAGCCUCCAGGAAAACUACAGAGCAGAACGGGACAGAAGAGGAGAAAAACUGAGAACCAGGAUGCCAACUUUGAAAUUUGAGACGGAGGCCGGGAGGCCGAGUGCUCAUUUCUGAUUGGCUCGUGGGCGAUUUUGCCCACGUACUUCCGGGCGAGAGAAGGCGGGCCCGUGUUCUGUCGCGCGUGCGUAGAGUCUCAGGGGCCCCACCCGGUAGUUCAAGAACCUGCGAGGGGGCGGGGCGAAGAGGUGCUUGUUUUGGUUCUGUUUCCUUUGAAGUCGAAUCCCGGAACAAGGUAGCAGUAAACUUGACUGACUUGAAGAGAGGCGUACGACUCGUUGCUUUGUUUUCCUAUUGGACUUAACAUCUACGACCUCCUUUGGGCGUGACCUGCGCACCACCUGCGGUUUGCAAACCGGUGCCGCGAUCUCUUUAUUCCGGCCUCACUGUUCCCGUCGUGCCUCGCGCCCUGCAGUAGCCCCCUCAUCCGGGUUCUCUCCCGGCGUUCUUCGCGACUGGUUUGCUGUGGGGUACUUUGACGGUGCCGCCAUGACUAUUCUCCCCAAAAAGAAGCCACCACCUCCCGACGCCGACCCCACUAACGAACCGCCGCCGCCCGGGCCACUGCCCCCAGCGCCACGGCGCGGUGGGGGCGUGGGCGUGGGCGGCGGCGGCACGGGUGUGGGUGGAGGCGACCGCGACCGUGACUCCGGCGUUGUGGGGGCCCGUCCCCGGGCUUCACCACCACCUCAGGGCCCGCUCCCGGGACCACCGGGUGCUCUUCACCGCUGGGCACUAGCAGUGCCGCCUGGUGCAGUGGCAGGCCCUCGGCCACAGCAGGCUUCUCCACCUCCUUGUGGGGGCCCAGGUGGUCCCGGCGGCGGUCCUGGUGAUGCUCUUGGUGCGGCAGCUGCGGGGGUGGGCGCGGCAGGGGUGGGCGUAGGGGGUGCCGUGGGCGUGGGCGGCUGCUGCUCUGGGCCGGGGCACAGCAAACGGCGGCGUCAAGCCCCCGGCGUUGGCGCAGUUGGCGGGGGCAGUCCGGAACGUGAAGAGGUCGGCGCUGGCUACAACAGUGAGGACGAAUAUGAAGCAGCUGCAGCGCGGAUCGAGGCCAUGGACCCUGCAACUGUAGAACAGCAGGAGCAUUGGUUUGAAAAGGCCCUACGGGACAAGAAAGGCUUCAUCAUCAAGCAGAUGAAGGAGGACGGCGCUUGUCUAUUCCGGGCUGUAGCUGACCAAGUAUAUGGAGACCAGGAUAUGCAUGAGGUUGUGCGGAAGCAUUGCAUGGACUAUCUGAUGAAGAAUGCUGACUACUUUUCCAACUAUGUCACAGAAGACUUUACCACCUAUAUCAACCGAAAGCGGAAAAACAACUGCCAUGGCAACCACAUUGAGAUGCAGGCCAUGGCAGAGAUGUACAACCGUCCUGUGGAGGUGUAUCAGUACAGCACAGAACCUAUCAACACAUUCCAUGGGAUCCAUCAAAAUGAAGAUGAACCCAUACGUGUUAGCUACCAUCGGAAUAUCCACUAUAAUUCAGUGGUGAAUCCUAACAAGGCUACAAUUGGUGUGGGGCUGGGCCUGCCAUCAUUUAAACCAGGGUUUGCGGAACAAUCCCUAAUGAAAAAUGCCAUAAAGACAUCGGAGGAAUCAUGGAUUGAACAGCAAAUGUUAGAAGACAAGAAACGAGCCACAGACUGGGAGGCCACAAAUGAAGCCAUAGAGGAGCAAGUGGCUAGGGAAUCUUACCUGCAGUGGCUGAGGGAUCAGGAGAAACAGGCCCGCCAGGUCCGAGGACCCAGCCAGCCCCGGAAAGCCAGUGCCACAUGUAGUUCAGCCACGGCAGCAGCCUCCAGUGGCCUGGAGGAAUGGACUAGCCGGUCCCCACGGCAGCGAAGUUCAGCCUCAUCACCUGAGCACCCUGAACUGCAUGCUGAGCUAGGCAUCAAGCCCCCUUCCCCAGGCACUGUCUUAGCUCUUGCCAAACCACCUUCACCCUGUGCACCAGGUACAAGCAGUCAGUUCUCGGCAGGGGCUGAUCAGGCCACCUCUCCCCUCGUGUCCCUCUACCCUGCUCUGGAGUGUCGGGCCCUCAUUCAGCAGAUGUCCCCCUCUGCCUUUGCAGGUCUGAAUGACUGGGAUGAUGAUGAGAUCCUAGCAUCGGUGCUGGCAGUAUCCCAACAGGAAUACCUAGACAGUAUGAAGAAAAACAAAGUGCACAGAGAUCCACCUCCUGACAAGAGUUGAUGGAGACCCAGGGACUGGAUACCACCCUCCAACCCCCUACUCCUGCCCUCUUACGCCACCCAAUCUUCUUUGGCUUUCUUCCCUCUUGGCUUCCUUCCCUUCUUCUCUCUUUUCCCUCUUCUCCACUUCCCUCUGGCUGGUCCACCCCUGUGUGCUCCAUCUCAUCCUUGCCACCACCAUUCGUCUCUGCCAGCUGACUGCCCUAUUGCCCCCUGCACAGCACCAUCUCAGCAUUCCACAGGGGACUCUGGAAAGGGUGCCAAAGGUAGGCAAGAGGCACACAAAUACAGACCACCUGGCAGCCAGAUAGCCCCAGAAGAGAGAAACUCAAACAGGAAAGUCUGCUAUCCUCCCAUCAGAUCUGAACAACAUAUCACCCCACCCCCACAGCAACUACAGGAAAAGUGGGAAGAAGAAGUGGGACGUUUCCCUUCCCAGUACCCCAAGAAUAUCUGAGCCUUCCAUGUUGAAUUUUUCUUGAUUUUUUUUUUAUUAAAGUGUACUUUUAUCUUACAAAAGUCAACCAGUCAAAAAAGAUGUAGACGACAACAUUGGCUUUGUGAAGAAGACAUCUCUUGUUUGGGGGCAGGCAAUAGGGCAUGAAGGAUGUGCACAGAUGUGGGUAGCUGCUGUCUUUUGGCCUCCAGCUCCAUGGAGGUGCACAGAGGGCCUAAGGUGUGAGCCAUUGUGGGGUGGGGGGCAGGGGUGGCAGGUGGCAGACUGGCUUUGGACAAUGAGACCCUGACUUGCUGCAUUCCUUUUGCUUCCACCACCACUAGUCUCCUUGGAAUCUUGAGGUGGGGGCAUUAUGGCUGCUACCCAGGAUUUGAGUGUAGGGAGUGGGAGCAGCCUCAGCAGAUGGGGCACAUGUGCCCUACAGGUGUUGACAAGAUCCACCAUCUGUAAUGUCCUUGGCACAAUAAAACCAAAUGUCAGUUUCCCUGA